Molecule: messenger RNA, 706 nt
Organism: Linum trigynum
Lineage: Eukaryota; Viridiplantae; Streptophyta; Magnoliopsida; Malpighiales; Linaceae
Source: the annotation of a GenBank genome assembly
CUCCAACAAAUUAAUCUAUCUAUUUCGAAAAUUAAGUAGAAGAAGAUAUGAGCAAUAAUAGCGGAGCGCAAGCGCUGGAUGAUCGACGCAAGGACGUAUGCUGCUGCAUGGUAUGCCUCCUCUUCAUCGAAGCAGCCACCAUCCCAGCGGCCAUUUUUAUAUUGAAGCCCCAACCGCCACCUUCGCCACAAGUCCAACUCACUGCCGCCAGCGUCUCCGCCACGUCCAACCUCACCAUCAGCUCCUCCGUCUGGCACCUAACCCUCCAGGUGGCGUUCCCCGAGGCCGCCGUUGUCCACUACGACUCUUUCCGGGCCUCCGUCCUCUUCGACAGCGGCAGCGGGCGCGGGCAGCUGGAGAUGGCUGCUGCGAAUUUGCCGGCGCCUUUCGAGGAGAAGGGGGAAUAUUCCACCUUCAACCUGCGCCUGGACUCCAAGCCGGAAGCGAGUAGCAGUGUCCAGGUUGUGGGGUCCAUUCUCAGCGACAUGGUGGCUGCCGGGUCCGCGGACUUCGGAGUUCGGGUAGUGGCUUCCGUCCGGAUCGACACGGAGAAGAAGCAGACGAAGCUGGUGGCUGAUUGCAACCCGGUUAGGAUCGGGUUUCCGGAUCCCCAGUCUACCGCUGCCGGUGGGCUCUCUGGAAGCUUGCCCAUCUCAAUCACCUGCGAUGUGCAGCAUUAACAUUCCAAAAAACUUAUUAAUUACCU